GCCGCGGGCGACACGGCCGAGCCGUGCUCGUUGAGGGACUCCGCGGGCGCUGGUGGCGGUGCCCGCGGCGAAGGCGGCUCGGCUCGCCGGCGGGGGGGCGCCGAGCGGCUCGCGCUCCUCGCCGUGCCGGCCAUGCCGCUGCCGCCGUCGCCAG
Molecule: messenger RNA, 154 nt
Organism: Prorocentrum cordatum
Lineage: Eukaryota; Dinophyceae; Prorocentrales; Prorocentraceae
Source: the annotation of a GenBank genome assembly